AUGUUGGAAGAUGUGGCGAUGUUGGAGGACAGGCAGAUGCUGGAAGCCCUGGAGAUGCUGGAAGACCUGGAGGAAGACGUGGAUUUUCAGGAAGGUGUGGAUUUUCAGGAAGGCGUGGAUUUCCAGGAAGAUGUGGAUUUUCAGGAAGACAUGGAUUUUCAGGAAGACAUGGAUUUCCAGAAAGGUGUGGAUUUCCAGGAAGAUGUGGAUUUUUGGGAAGACUGGUAUUUUUGGGAAGCUGUGGAUUUUGGGGAAACUGAAGAUUUUUGGGAAGACGUGGAUUUUCAGGAAGACAUAGAUUUUCAGGAAGACAUGGAUUUCCAGGAAGCUGUGGAUUUUUGGGAAGUUGCAGAUUUUUGGGAAGAUUUGGAUUUCUAAGAAGACAUGGAUUUCUGGGAAGACAUGGAUUUCCAAGAAGACGUGGAUUAGGAAGACGUAGAUUUUUGGGAAGACGUGGAUUUUCAGGAAGACAUGGAUUUUUGGGAAGACUUGGAUUUCUGGGAAGACUUGGAUUUUCAGGAAGACGCGGAUUUUCAGGAAGAUGUGGAUUUCCAGGAAGACGUGGAUUUUCAGGAAGACAUGGAUUUCCUGAGAAGAUGUGGAUUUUGGGAAGACUUGAAUUCCCGGGAAGACAUGGAUUUCCAGGAAGACAUAAAUUUCCAGGAAGACCUUGAUUUCCAGGAAGACAUAGGUUUUCAGGAAGACGUGGAUUUCCAGGAAGACCUGGAUUUUUGGGAAGACUUGGAUUUCUGGGAAGACAUGGAUUUCUGGGAACACGUGGAUUUCCAGGAAGACGUGGAUUUUCAGGAAGACGUGGAUUUCCAGGAAGACUUGGAUUUUCAGGAAGAUGUAGAUUUUCAGGAAGACGAAGAUAUCCAGGAAGACUUGGAUUUCCAGGAAGACCUAGAUUUUUGGGAAGACUUGAAUUUCUGGGAAGACAUGGAUUUCCAGGAAGACGUGGAUUUACAGGAAAACCUGGAUUUCCAGGAAGACGUGGAUUUUCAGGAAGACGUGGAUUUUUUGGAAGACUUGGAUUUCUGGGAAGACGUGGAUUUCUGGGAAGACUUGGAUUUCCGGGAAGUCGUGGAUUUUCAGGAAGACGUAGAUUUUCGGGAAGACUUGGAUUUCCAGGAAGACAUAGAUUUUCAGGAAGACGUGGAUUUCUGGGAAGACCUGGAUUUCCAGGAAGACCUGGACUUUUGGGAAGACUUCGAUUUCCGGGAAGACAUGAAUUUCCAGGAAGACAUGGAUUUUCAGGAAGACGUAGAUUUUUAGGAAGACGUGGAUUUUCAGAAAGACAUGGAUUUUCAGGAAGACGUAGAUUUUCAGGAAGACGUGGAUUUCCAGGAAGAUGUGGAUUUUCAGGAAGACGUAGAUUUUGAGGAAGACGUGGAUUUCCAGGAAGACGUGGAUUUCCAGGAAGACCUGGAUUUUUGGGAAGACUUGGAUUUCCAGGAAGACGUGGAUUUUCAGGAAGACUUAGAUUUCCAGGAAGAGCUGGAAUUUUGGGAAGACUUGGAUAUCUGGGAAGACGUGGAUUUUCAGGAAGACGUGGAUUUUCAGGAAGACAUAGAUUUUCAGGAAGACGUGGAUUUCCAGGAAGACGUGGGUUUUCAGGAAGGUAGAUUUUCAGGAAGACAUGGAUUUCCAGGAAGACCUGGAUUUUUUGGGGAAGACUUGAAAUUCCGGGAAGACGUGGAUUUCCAGGAAGUCGUCGAUUUUCAGGAAGACUUGAAUUUUUUGGGAAGACUUGGAUUUCCGGGAAGACAUGGAUUUCCCGGAAGACAUGGAUUUUCAGGAAAAUGUUGAUUUUCAGGAAGACGUAGGUUUUCAGGAAGACGUGGAUUUCCAGGAAGACA
This is a messenger RNA of Microtus ochrogaster (prairie vole), 1859 nucleotides long. RefSeq lists its product as uncharacterized. NCBI's taxonomy places the organism in Eukaryota, Metazoa, Chordata, Mammalia, Rodentia, Cricetidae. The record is from RefSeq and is a predicted model, not a curated record.